AUGGAGAGACCACAUAUAACGCCGGAACCUGCCUUAAACCUUCGAAACUUUCUAGCCGAGUAUGAGACAAAACUAUCGGGCGCUGAGGACGAAAUACCCUUCUUCCUGCAAACCAAUCCCGUGCUCGUUGACGUGGGCGAGAGCUGUUCCCUGGACCUAAUAGAAUCCCCUGAUGACUGCUCAAUUACGGUCUUCCAGCCUGGCACUGACCAAUUUCGUCCCACCGUUGUGCAGCCCCAGGAGGACCAGCAUGUGCCCUCCACUUUUGCGGCCCUCGCCCAGCACAAGACCAAGUCACGUAAAUGUGCCUUUGGCCGCACCCAGUAUAGCUACAAAUUGAAUCCACCGCCGACGGACUGCGGCGAUCUGCAGCUGGAUGCCUGCGAACUGGAGCUAACCGUGCGUCUCUACCGACCACCACGCGCCUACCACCGAGGAUUCAAGGUGGAGGUACCGGUGUUCGCCGAGGAAUACGUCUGUCUGGGCAGCAACUAUCUGACCGAGCUGCGCGACAAGAUCAGCUGCGUUUGUCGGGGCAAACGAUUCGUGGACAUUAGCCAUGAUCCCGAUGCUCCUUUGCCCUCUAUUGACACAAAUCCGGGUUACUUCUUCAUCAACGACACCUUCUACAAUGACAAGCGCAAUCCGAACAAUCCCGAAUAUUCGGAAACCGUGUUGAAAUGGGCAGCCAAGGCGAACGGAGUGAACGGAGAAACGCUCAAGGUGGAGAAAAUGGAGGGAAAACGAUUCAUCGAUCUAACCGUGAGUCCGGGCUCACCGCUGCACUACCUGCACCACGGGAAUUGCGAGCACCUGUUUGUCAUCUCACAGGUCGAGGUGCUAACGCCGCGCAGCAAACGACCAGAUCGCAGUCUUUAUCCCUAUCCUCACGCCUUUAGCACCUACAAUCGCAGGACCUGCUACAUGUGCGGCACUCGCAGCUACAGCUUCAUUGUAGAACAGUCCCGGCGACAGCUGCACGAUCCCUCCUACCUGUGCCGCAAAUGUUUCCUUGGUUUCUUUUACGUGGACGGCGCGAAGGUGGGUCAGUUUAAAGCUUAUCGUAUAUACGACCAUGCGGAGGCGGAGGACGAGCAGGAGGAUCGCACAGAAGGCGAGGUGGUCGAAUUAGAUAAUUAA
This is a messenger RNA of Drosophila takahashii, 1140 nucleotides long. RefSeq names its product proximal sequence element A Pbp49 (gene Pbp49). Gene Ontology annotation, molecular function: bent DNA binding; RNA polymerase II cis-regulatory region sequence-specific DNA binding; core promoter sequence-specific DNA binding. Lineage: Eukaryota; Metazoa; Arthropoda; Insecta; Diptera; Drosophilidae. Gene Ontology annotation, biological process: snRNA transcription by RNA polymerase II; snRNA transcription by RNA polymerase III. The record is from RefSeq and is a predicted model, not a curated record. Gene Ontology annotation, cellular component: snRNA-activating protein complex.